Poeciliopsis prolifica (blackstripe livebearer) is the source of this 3940-nucleotide messenger RNA. RefSeq lists its product as uncharacterized. Lineage: Eukaryota; Metazoa; Chordata; Actinopteri; Cyprinodontiformes; Poeciliidae. The coding region runs from base 2519 to 3652 and encodes 377 amino acids. The transcript is spliced from 6 exons. The record is from RefSeq and is a predicted model, not a curated record.
CAUAAAUGCUGCAGUACACGACAUAUCCUAACAGUUUGCAUGGCACCAGAUCAAAUUUCCAGCCAAACAGAAAUGCGUAAAUCCAAAGUGGAAGGGUCAGCAGACUGAGCAGAAACUCCCAGGAGAAAACAGAUGGACAACACCGCGGCAGUGACGAGAUCAUUGGUGCUCCAGGGGUGCUGCGACAAAUGUCCUGCAGUAGAGAAGUUGCCGUUGACCACAGUGGAAGUGAGUUGCUCCAUGCCGGACCUUGUUAGCAAAGUUGUUCUCUGAACAAGUGAUGGGGGCCAGUCAAAGUAGAACUUGGAAGCAAAAACGGGAAAUGUGUGAUUAUGUAGAAAUUGUAUUUCUCUAAAAAGCAGGUGAGGUGCUUUGUUCCCACCCAAUUGUGUAAGCAGUUGACUGAAAAACAUUCUGCAGUGUUUUGGAACCGAUUGUUCUUUGAGUUGGUAGAUUGAAUGUCAAACAUCUUUUUUGACCUUUUUCAAUCUUUUGAAAAGUUCUGAAAUUGCUGAACUUUUUCACUUUUACUGAAGUAAUCAUAUCUGCACAAUCCUGUUCUACCUCUCUCAACAUGAAUGCGCUCUGAAAGGAAUGCAUUCAAUGUAUUAGCACCGGGCACAUCAACAAAAUAUCUGCCAUUUUGCUAUGUGGUGGAUGCUAUUAAACUCUCUGGUUGUGCUGUUAGAGUGGUGUUAGUGUUGUUGUAAGUAUAGUUUUAGCACCCCCAACAGGAGAUUUUUUAAAUAGCAAGUGACGUCACAGGAAGUAAAAAUCGGUGGAUGUUUACAUGGUGCUUGAUGUCUGAUUGUUAUCCACAUCCAUCUGCCUCCAUCCUUCGUCUUUCGUGUUAUCGUCUGUAUGUAUACUGUUUGUUAUCUACUCAUGUUUAGUUUUUUCAUGAUAUUUUACUGUAACACAAUGGUGCAUGUUGUAAUCGUAUUUUUUGUUGUAUUUAUUUCAGUUUCACACUUUCUGCAUUAUAAAACCUGUGGACAAAGAGAAUUGUCUUCAGUGUGUUAAUGGAAGAAAGGUGUUGAACCUUGCUGCCGGUCCUUUACUUCGUGGUGAAGUGGGAAAGACAGUACAGUGAAAAGACGACACGUUAUACACGAGGUAAUCCAGUGAGUGUCACUACAGCAACUGUCAUCACACAAUACAGCUUCUACCGACCUGCAAUAUGGAGACAAAGUCAGCGUCAUUAAAGACAAGGUCUUGUGCAUCAACAGUUGCUGUUCCACUGUUUGUUCCAGUGGAACAGCAACUAGCGCUGCGGCUGCAAAAGCCAGGGCUAACGCUGAAGCGGCAAAGGCACGUUUAGUAUUUGCAGAAAAAGAAAUGAAGUUAAUAAAAAUGGAAAAGGCUCGUCUAGAAGCUUCAAUGGAAAUGUUGACUAUAGAAAAGGAGACUGCUGCAGCCAUAGCAAAGGCAGAAGCCUUAGAAGCAGUGGCAGGAACAAGGCAAAAGGAAGUGAACAUAAGAGGGCAGCAUCAAGAGCUAGAGUGGAGAAUCAUAGAAGAUUUAUAACAAUCCGGAGCUUCUAGAGGAGUAUAGAAGGAAGGAAAGGGAAAGAUAUAAGAAGCGCAAGGAAAAAGGGUUGUUAAAGGCAGCUGCAGAUCUGACACCCAGGCAGCUGCAGAAACAGCGAAAAAAAUGGAGGGAAAAUUCAAACAGAUACAAUAAAAAGAAACAAACAGUUCAGGACAUACUAAAUGAAACCCCUCCCUCAGAUGACAGUAUGAAUGAAAGCAACCCUCAGCUUCAACCACAACCUUAUGACCAAAGCAGAAAAAACAAACAAAUUAACAGAAAAACUAAGGAAGGCACAGCAAAUUAUCAUCGAGAAAAAAAAGGAACUAGAUUGUUUGAAGAAAAAAUUAAAACGAAUGGAGGCACACAGGUCCAGAAGUGUAAUUACAAGUCAAGCCAAAAAGAGGAGAGAUAACCGGAAGAAACAGUGUGAGAGAAGCAAAAGAAGAGAGAUGAGUGACAAUGUCAGACUGUUCCUAAACAGAGAUAAUGUGUCCACAUUAAUAAACGGAAAAGCUGGGGAAGUCAGGAAGGGUGGACAAAUUUACAGGAAGAGGUUCCUCUCAGACACCAUGGAAAAUCUCCAGAAGAGAUUUCUUAAAGACAACCCAGGCCUCAAUGUGUCCCGCUCCCAGUUUUUUAAGCUGAAGCCCUUCUGGAUAGUGAGACCAAAGAUCACGGACAGAGAGACAUGUGCCUGCAAAAUUCAUGAGAAUUUUUCAAGUAAAGUUAAAAAAAAUGCACCAUCUUGGAAUGAUACAUACGUUAUCUGUUACUGAUGUAGUGGCUUCAUCUGUCUGUGAUUCAAAAAACAUUGAUUGUAUGUAUGGUAGAUGUGAAGUCUGCAAAGAUCUUACCUUCCCUGUCAAUGUGGAUCCAACAACAAAAAACAACAUCAUAUCUUGGACUGAGUGGACAACAAGGUCAACACCAGUAACAAAGCCCUCAGGGUGGCACUACCACUGAGACAGACAUCAAAGUCACAACCAUGGAGAAGAAAGUUGCUAGUAUUGAAAGGCUUGUAGAGCUAACAAAGAUGGAACUGCCCCGGAUCUGUACUCAUUUGUACAAUAUUUGGCACCAGUUCACUCAUCUUAAACAAUUAAAAGAAAAUUUGACCCAGCAUGAUGUUAUAGUCCAUGUCGACUACAGCGAAAACUACACUUGUAAAUGGAGCAAAGAAAUCAAGGACACUCACUUUGGUGGAUCCUAUCAGCAAGUCACACUCCAUACCGGGGUGUUAUACUACACUCAUGGUCAUGUUGAGUUCUUUGCUACUGUGUCUGCCAGUCUCCAGCAUGAUGCUGUUGCUACAUGGGCACAUUUGCAACCAGUUUUAGACUACAUAAGAUCUAACUACCCCCUGGCAAAAAAUAUUCACUUUCUGUCUGAUGGACCAACAUCUCAAUAUCGAAACAAGAUAGCAUUCUACCUUGCGUCCACAGUACCUUUCAUGAAAGGGUUUGAGACUGUCACAUGGAACUUGACUGAGGCUUCUCAUGGGAAGGGAGCUCCUGAUGGAGUAGGAGGAGCGCUUAAAAACCUGGCAGAUCGUGUGGUGGCCUAUGGCACAGAUAUCCCAAAUGCUUCUGCUCUACUGGAGAAUCUAGCAAAGCACUCAUCUGUUAGGCUUUUUGAAGUAACAGAGGAUAAUAUUGCUUCCUGUGGAGAACUAGUUCCUCCAUUCCUGAAAUCAGUCCCAGGAACUAUGAAAAUCCAUCAGGUUGUUGCUACUGAACCAGGAAAUAUUAAAUUUCAAGAGGUCUCGUGCUUCUGUAGUCACUCUUGUGACUGUUUCUCCCCAAAGGAGUUUGUUUUCGCUCAAAGGGAAUCUGAAGAGACCAUCAAAGUCGGAACAUGGGUCCUUGUGGACUAUGAUGGAGACCUCUAUCCUGGCACAGUGACACAGAUUGCCAGAGGUCAGUAUGAGGUUGAUACAAUGAGCUGCGCGGGAGACAACCGCUUCUACACCCCAUCAAUAAGAUUUGCUGGUGAGAAGGUGUGGUACUAUUUAGAUGACAUCAAAGAAAUCAUUCCUGAACCACUGCCUACCUCUUCAUCCGCAAGACACUUCUGUGUGGUGUCAGAAAUCUGGGCUAAGUACAAGAAGAAAGUCCACUGACACCACUUUUGAUUUCUUGUGUACUAGCAUUGUUUCCUGUUUGACCUUCUAAAAAAAAAAAAAAAAGUUGGUAUUUUAUUCUAUGUUGCAUGCCUUUGUGUUUUGUGUUUAUAAUGUAAAGCACUUUGAAAUGCCUUGUAGCUGAAAUGUGCUAUACAAAUAAAAUUUGAUUGAUUGAUUGUAGUGUUUCCUGUUAUUUUCAAGUUCAAUAUCUAUUGUCUCUCUGUGCCUUUCUUCUGAUGACCUAUUAUCUCCCUGUGCCUUGUUUGCUUUUGCAUUUACCCUAAA